CUUCCCCCCGGAGAAAGAUUACCCUGCCCUGAUAGAGCCGCUGCAGCCCCUGCUUGCAACUUCAGCAAGCCGGGUGGGGGGUUCAAAAGUUGCAAAGGAAAGAGGGUGUGUACAUAAGACAGGGAGGCAGAGAGAGAGAGAGAUCUUUGCCAGCCUCCUUCUUUUUCUUCCCAGCGCUCUCGGAUGGGGGGUGGAGGAGGAGGAGGAGGACCUGCCCGCAUGGAGCUCCGAGGACAACCGUGGAGCCCGUUGCUACCUUCACCGACGACGACUAACCCUCGACGCCUCUUCGAAAACCAGCUGCCCUGCUGAAGGAACGAGAAGGGUGGGGAAGAGAGAGGGAGAGAGAGAGGGCAGGCCCGAGGUGCUCGCUGCAGUUUGGGCUUGCAAAUCUUUGCAACGAGCUGUCGAAAAAACAAAAACACCUCCCUCUCCAAUCCAAGGCGAUCAAUGAGGUCCUAAAAGAGCAGGGGAAAGUGACAGGAGUAGAGAGAAAGAGCGCAAAUCGACAGCAGCAGCAGCAAGCAGCGAAGAGACAACCUACCCCCAUCCCCACCCUACUAGCCCUUAAACAAGAAGAACCAGCUGGUAGACAGACUAAAACUUCCAGCAGCCAGGAUGGGACAAACUCUGCUUCUUUGGCUCUGCCCCCUGCUUCUCCUCAGUCUCUGGGGCCAAAGCUCCUUAUCCAAUGAGAUUCUGGGCCUGAAGUUGCCAUUGGAACCUGUGCUUAAUGCCAACACAGUGUGCCUGACCUUGCCUGGUCUGACACGGCGACAACUGGAGGUGUGCGUGCGGAAUCCUGACGUGACGGCUUCUGCCAUUCAAGGCAUCCAGAUCGCCAUCCACGAGUGCCAACACCAGUUCCGCGAUCAGCGCUGGAAUUGCUCGAGCCUGGAGACCAAGAACAAGAUCCCCUAUGAAAGCAUCAUCUUCAGCAGAGGUUUCCGGGAGAGUGCUUUUGCCUAUGCCAUUGCAGCCGCAGGGGUGGUACAUGCUGUCUCCAAUGCAUGCUCCCUGGGCAAGCUGCAGGCAUGUGGCUGUGACCAGAAGCGCCGUGGAGAUGAGGAAGCUUUCCGCCUCAAGCUGCACCGUCUCCAGCUGGAGGCCAUGAACCGAGGCAAGGGGAUGAUGCAUGGAGUGCACUUGGAACACAUGCCAGCUGAGGCCCCAGGCCUGCAAGACUCCUGGGAGUGGGGGGGCUGCAGCCCCGAUGUGGACUAUGGGGAGAAAUUUUCCAAGGACUUCUUAGAUUCCCGGGAGACCUACCGAGACAUCCACUCUCGCAUGAGACUGCACAACAACCGUGUUGGCCGGCAGGUGGUGAUGGAGAACAUGCGGAGGAAAUGCAAGUGCCACGGCACCUCAGGGAGCUGCCAACUGAAGACAUGCUGGCAGGUGACCCCUGAGUUCCGCCUGGUAGGCUCCCUGCUCAAGGAGCGCUUCUAUGGGGCCAUGCUGAUCCGGCCCCACAACAGGAACACAGGGCAGAUGGAGCUGAGCCACGCCCGCCAGAGGCGCCGGGCCGGCAUCAGCGACCUGAUCUACUUUGAGAAGUCACCGGACUUUUGUGAGCGGGAGCCGGCACUGGACUCCAUGGGGACGCAAGGGCGCUUAUGCAACAAGACCAGCCCGGGCAUGGACAACUGCGAGAGCCUGUGCUGCGGGCGGGGACACAACAUCCUGCGGCAGACACGCAGCGAGCGAUGCAACUGCAAGUUCCAUUGGUGCUGCUUCGUGGCCUGCGAGGAGUGCCGGCUCACGGAGUGGGUCAGCGUCUGCAAAUGAAGACCAUGGCCUCUGCUGGACGCUCCAGAGACUCUGCGGUUUCUACUGGGCACAGUGGAGCCCUGCAAAAAGCAGGAGGCACGGCUUGGGCAGCCUGGCACGUUUGUGUUUCACAUCAUCUCCCUGGCACUUCCUCUCCUCCUUUCUGACUUGUGCAUGAGCACUCAAGGGGUUCGGUUGUACAUGGGCGUUAGUCGCGAGCCUGGCAUCUCUGAAGCACAAAGAGCUGCACACCAGUGGGCUUAGCUGGAAUCCCAGACAUUAACUCCAGCUGCUUCUGGCCACUGGCAUCUCCAGCUGUGGUUUGAAGGCCCAGGAGACACCUACAUAGGUUCCUUCUGCAGAACCUCACUCAGUCCUCCCCCCGUGAUGUAUCUUACUAAUCCCGCACUGGGAUCAUUCAGGUGGCAGGCAGCCCUUACAGAACAAAAUACCUGUUUUUUCUUUUUUUAAAUCCUGGGUUGAAAUCAUAGAAUUGUAGAGUUGGAAGGGACCACAAUUCCCUGAAAUGCAGGAAUCUUUCACCCAACAUGGGGCUCAAACCCACGACACUGAGAUUAAGAGCCUUGUGCUCUACCGACUGAGCUGUACCAGCUGCCACAUUUCACGUUGGACCAAUUCAAGACCUGUUUUGGUUGCCGUUAGUAUCUUUGUUAUUCAGGAGAGAGAGAGAAAUUAAAAAUGCUGAGUUUGUUUAAAAUAAAUGUUUCUAGCAAGAGAUUGAAGGGUGGGGGCACAGAGACCUCUGACUCCAGUGUCCCAUACAGGCACUGUAGGCAUGUAGUAUGAUGGUAACUGUGGUUGGUAAAUUAUUUUAUUAUUGUGAGAAUAAAAGUGAAUCAGAGAUGGUGUGUGUCUGAGGGUGUAAUGAUGGAGACAUAAGAUUUGUUGUUGGGUGAAGCCUAGGGAUGUCUACUUGCUUUGCAUGGCAUCUCACAAUAGCUCACAUGUGGGUGCUUUGGUUUAUGCCAAAUCUGCAAAAUGGAACUGCAGGAAAAAGAGCACAUGGGGGCCCCCUGGAAAGAAACAUGCCAGUCUCUCCAUCCAAAGCUCAGCAGUUGAGCUCCAUGGCACUCAUUCUGAUGGGUGAUCCAUCAGGCAGCCUUCACACUGGGAAUGUUGUAUUUAUGGUCUCAACAUGCAUGGGCUGCUGAGAUUAUUUGUGUGGGGCGUUUGCCACGGCACUUGCAAAUUCUGAGGACUGCUGCUGCAGCUGGAAAAUGUUUGCUGGAUCAAGGCUGCAGUGGUGUCUCUAAUCCUGUCCAAGAAUCUGCUGUACUUAGGAAAGGGGAACAGGGGUGGCACUGGGGAGGACCUCAACAUUUCCUAAUUUGGAAAAGCACAAGAGGAGCAGAAUGAUCAUUUAGUAACAGGAGGGAAAGGCUUCCCACGCGUCAAUGGGGCAGUGGCAAGGCUCUGGAAAGAGUCCCAAGUUACACCGUGUUCUUGCUUGCUGGCUACGAAUGCCCAACGACCCUUUUAGGUGGGCAGCCUGGGGUCCCAAUGUAUGGGCAGAAUGUGCAAAGAAUUCAGGGCCUGUGCUUAUGUGGUGGUGAUUCUGGUGAGAAGCAAGCUGUUGCAUCCUAAACAGCCCUUGUUGCCCGCUUUGCCCUGCAUGGGCUGGGUAACGAUGAGUCACCCUAUUGGUAUCUGGUGCUGUCUGAUAAAUCCCCACCCUGCCUAUAAUGUUGGCCCUGAGGCUCUGCAAAAGGAACACCAGACGGGAAGGGAAGGGAAGAGUGGGCAGGGUGCACCAGUCUAGCCAGGGGCACGGUGCACAGGCCUCGCCAGGGAGGAGCUCCCUGCAACCUUGUUUCAUAAGGCUCCAAAGCGCUACAGGUUGGUUGGUGGUGGGUGGUAUCUUGGUUUCACAUUCUGGAGCUGUCAGCUUUUAUUUAUUUAUUUAAUUUGCACUCAGCCAAAGGUUGUGGGUGGAACCUCAGCACCUGGAAGGCCUUUCUAUCUAUGGAGGGGCACACGAGAUUCUCUAGGGCCUCUAGAUGGAUGAAUUGGGGAGGGGAGAGACGUCUACCACAAUGCUCACUACAAUAUUGGCACCUCUGGAAGCUUACCUUGCCAGCCCCUCCUUCCACAAGCUCUCAGUGUGCUCAAGGUGUGCUCAAGCUGCAAAGGAACUCGGGAGCAGAGUGCCUGUUAAAUUUUGUUUGUUUUACUUAUCAGAUUUUCCACCGAAACGGUAAAUCCUAAUCUAAUAGCAAGAAAAUAUGGGGUGGCACUUUGAUGAGGCUGCUGUCAUGUGGAUGCGGAUGCUGCACAGAGGCCACAAUAAAGUGUUGUGUGGAAGUGCCCAGAGCUGCUGUCAAGAAAAAAGAUGUCAACCUCAGGAAUAGUUUUGCCUUCAGCUGGGUCUUAUUGCUGUUCUGUCCAGAAGAAACAUAUGUGCAUGUACAUGUACACACAGAGACAUCUGCAUAGGCUGGCCGUCUUUGUUUUCCAUGCUUCUACAAAGUCUUAAGUAGUGUAGCUCAUCCUUUAGCCCUGUGAGCUUGCUCGUCUUGGCCUGGUGCCUCAAGUUCCUUCAACUCUCUGCUUAUGGGUCUGCAUAGUGGUGGUAGCUGGUCUCCGUGAACAUUGGUAAGGUGGAAGGCCAACAAUAGGUGGAGCCAGAGCCAAUGACAGGCAGAGCCAA
Podarcis muralis (Common wall lizard) is the source of this 4438-nucleotide messenger RNA. RefSeq names its product Wnt family member 10A (gene WNT10A). The record is from RefSeq and is a predicted model, not a curated record. Gene Ontology annotation, biological process: canonical Wnt signaling pathway; cell fate commitment; multicellular organism development. Lineage: Eukaryota; Metazoa; Chordata; Lepidosauria; Squamata; Lacertidae. Gene Ontology annotation, molecular function: cytokine activity; frizzled binding. Gene Ontology annotation, cellular component: extracellular region.